Caenorhabditis sp. 36 PRJEB53466 is the source of this 466-nucleotide messenger RNA. Lineage: Eukaryota; Metazoa; Nematoda; Chromadorea; Rhabditida; Rhabditidae. The record is from the annotation of a GenBank genome assembly.
AUGGAAAACUCCAAAAAAGUGGUGAUGAGUUCGAAGCCAACCGGCACGUCAAACUGGAGAAUAAAGUGAGUGCACUGUCCGCUAAUUCAUCAAAAUGACGUAAAAUUCAUCCAGACUGCACAGUGUUCUGCGGUAUCCGAUGAGAAGAACGGGACCAGCUAUUGUCGCCUCGACUCUUCUUUAUAUUGCAGUUUAUAAUGUCGGAGUCAGGUUAAGAUACAAAAAUUCCUUUAAAAAACAACCAAAAAUGUUGAGAUGGUGGAAAGGAGACAGACAUCCGGUUAAUCGGUGUAUGUGGAGGAUUCAGGAGCAGGAAGGAACACUCGAUCCAAUUCUCAGAGCGAAGAAACAGGCGGUACUCCCACCUUACCACUUGGUUUGCCAAUUUAUCUAUUUCCAGGUUCUCUCCUACCAAGAGGACCGGUUCUAUCACCCGAGGGACACCGAACCCAAUCUCGGCGUUUAA